UUUAGAUUGUUGAAGAAAAAAUGGAUUGUCAAACAGUAAAGAUGGAUUCACCGUUUGUAGAAGAACUUAAUUGUCCUGUGUGUUAUGAAAUCUUCAAGGAUCCUGUUGUUUUAUCAUGUAGUCACAGUUUCUGUAAAGCGUGUCUUCAACAGUUCUGGAGAACCAAGGAAACUCCGGAGUGUCCUGUCUGCAGGAGAAGAUCCUCAAGGGAUGAUCCUCCAACUAAUCUUGUGUUAAAAAACUUGUGUGAGUCGUUUCUGAAGGAGAGAAAUGAGAGCCCUUCAACAUCUGAGGAAAUCUGCAGUUUACACGGUGAGAAACUCAAACUCUUCUGUCUGGAGGACGAACAGCCUGUGUGUUUAGUGUGUAGAGAUUCACAGACACACGACAACCACAAAUUCAGACCAAUCAGUGAAUCGGUUUCAUCAUAUAAGGAGAAGCUAAAUACAGCACUAAAAUCCUUACAAGCGAAACUUAAACACAAAGAGAACAUUAAAGGGGAAUUUGAGAAAACAGUUCAACACAUCAAGUCUCAAGCUGAACACACAGAGCGUCAGAUUAAACAGCAGUUUGAGACGUUUCAUCAGUUUCUCAGAGAUGAAGAAGAAGCUACAAUCACUGCACUGAGGGAGGAAGAGGAGCAGAAGAAGCAGAUGAUGAAGGAGAAGCUGGAGGAGAUCAACAGACACAUCUCAGCUCUUUCACACACAAUCAAAGACACGGAGGAGAUGAUGCAAGACAAUGACGUCUGCUUUCUAAAGAAGUUUCCAGUCUCAAUGGAAAGAGUCCAGAUCUUGCAGCCCGAUCUACAGACGCCUUCUGGAGCUUUGAUUCAUGUGCCACGUUACUUGGGGAACCUGCCCUUCAGAGUCUGGAAGAAGAUGCAGGACAUUGUCCAAUACACUCCUGUGAUUCUGGAUCCAAACACUGCUCAUCCAUCUCUCGUCCUGUCUGAUGAUCUGACCUGCGUGAAAGACCUCUGGAACAAACAGCCGCUUCCUGAUAAUCCGGAGAGAUUUGACAGCUAUUCCUGUGUUCUGGGUUCAGAGGGUUUUAAUUCAGGAACACACCGCUGGGAUGUGGAGGUUAAAGGGAAUUCACACUGGAUUCUUGGAGUAACUACAGCAUCGAACCAAAGGAAGGGACGUGAGUUCUUUGACACUGAUGUGUGGAGUGUGCAGUAUGGACUGUAUGAAAGGUCUGGUUUUCCUGUUAGACAGGAUCUUGAGCGUGUGAGAGUGUAUCUGGUCUAUGACAGAGGAAUGGUGUUAUUCUUUGAUCCUGUAACUAACACACAUCUACACACAUUCACAACCACCUUCACUGACACCGUCUUUCCUUUCUUCGAAACCGCUUCCUCUCUGAGAUUCUUGCAAUUCAAAAUUAAGUAAAUGCUGCACUACAGUCAUUCAGCACUACAGACACACUGACAGAGACAUAAUGCUGAACUUCCGGUGGAAGCGAAUGCUGGUGCAAACUUCUAAUUAUUAUCUAAUAAUUGUUUGAUUGUUUUAUAAUUGCUAUAAACCAUGGUUGUUUUAAUUUAAAGGAUCAACUGAAAGGAUCAAAGGACUCUUUUAACCAAAAAAUAUUAACAACUUGGUGGCUUUUAAUUGUGUGAGUGAUCAAGCCCUUGGCUCACUUCCUCCCGGAGCUUACCCUGGAGUUAGUUAUAAUAAUGUGGAUCAACAGGCUUCUUACAUGGAUUAUACCUCUUCUCAUCAUCCAUCCAGUGACAUUGAUAUUUCAAUAUACAACAGCGGAAAUUUUCUUACUACAACCCACCUCCGAGCCUCUAAUUUCACCACUAUAUCCAUGAUCAUUUUGAUUAUCCAGUGUCCUUCAAAGAAAUCAAGGCGGACUGUCGACCACAGUGUGCUAGCUAGCCUAGCCAGGCCAGCUAACAUCAAAUCUGGUAUGAACAAUUUGGCUUAUUUAACAUUCAUCCGUUAAUAAACAAAGGACCUCUCAUUUAUGAUCUGCUGAACGAUAAUACGUUGGACUUUCUCUGUGUAAAACUGACAUGGCAGCAGCACAAUCAAACUGUUCCUCUAAGGAUUGUUUAUACCUGCCAACCCUGAGCGUCUGGUGGACAUCUAGAUAGACAGACAGACAGACAGACAGACAGAUAGAUAGAUAGAUUGAUUGAUGCACGUUUAAAUUUAAAUGUUUCCACUUUUAACCACUAGAUGUCACUGUCAGUCAUAAUUAAUACAUUCCAGUCCUGUCAGUAAAAUUGUUUUAUGGCAUUUUACACACUGUAAGAUGAAACAGAAUUUACAUUGUUUACAAAAUUGACAUUGUAUGAUUCCUCUGUUUAUUCUAGUAUUGUAUAAUGUGCAAGAUUAUUAUGAAGUGUAUGAUAUGAGCACAUGAGAAUAAUCAGUCUAGAUAUUCCCCUGCCCCUUUGUGCAAAAAGAUGAAAAGCCUUCGUAGAAACUAAACAUUGAGGCAAACAACAUCUUCCAUAAAUUCUUUGAAAUCAA
Molecule: messenger RNA, 2486 nt
Organism: Sinocyclocheilus anshuiensis
Lineage: Eukaryota; Metazoa; Chordata; Actinopteri; Cypriniformes; Cyprinidae
Product: nuclear factor 7, brain-like
Exons: 6
Coding region: 21-1391 (456 amino acids)
Biological process (GO): protein ubiquitination
Molecular function (GO): ubiquitin-protein transferase activity; protein binding; zinc ion binding
Source: RefSeq, a predicted model, not a curated record